GUUUUGUUUGAGGACACGCCGAGCUGAAAGCAGGGGCCGGCCUUGACGGAGGAGAGGAGGGCCAUCAUGCCGAUUUCCACGGUGUCUUUGUACGCUGACAGAGUAGAGAUACGAGAAAGCACGCUGCUCUGAGUCACUCCAAAAUACACACACGCACACCGCGGACUCCUCGUGGCUGAGCCCGGCCGGCAUCACACCGCACACCGGACCGACAGGACGAAGACACUGGCGACAGAGAGCGGGAAGCUUUGAGAGGGGAAGAAGAAAGAGGAAACUCAGUAUGUCAGGGUUAAAAAAGAGAAACUCAAACUCGUCGGCGGACAGGGAGGAGGACAAGCAGGUCACGGAGAGGAUGCUGUCCCGGGGGCGGCGCGGGGAUAAGGGGGACUUCAACCAGACACCGGGGAGCGACCCCGGCGGCCGCGCCGUCGGAGGAGAGGCAGCGGGGGAGGGGGUCGUCCUGAAAAGGACCAUCACCCUGCUCAACGGCGUGGCCAUCAUCGUGGGCACCAUCAUCGGCUCCGGCAUCUUCGUCACCCCGACCGGCGUGGUGAAGGAGGCCGGCUCGGUGGGUCUGUCCCUGGUGGUGUGGGCGGUCUGCGGGGUGUUCUCCACGGUGGGAGCGCUGUGCUACGCGGAGCUGGGGACCACCAUCACCAAGUCCGGUGGGGACUACGCCUACAUCCUGGAGGUGUACGGCUCCCUGCCGGCUUUCCUCAAACUCUGGAUCGAGCUGCUCAUCAUCCGGCCGUCCUCGCAGUACAUCGUCGCCUACGUGUUCGCCACCUACCUCCUGAAGCCCAUUUUCCCCGUGUGCCCGGUGCCCGAGACCGGGGCCAAGCUCGUGGCCUGCCUCUGCAUCCUCUUGUUGACCUUUGUGAACUGCUACAGUGUGAAGGCGGCCACCAGAGUGCAGGACUUCUUUGCCGCAGCCAAGCUCCUGGCACUCGGGCUCAUCAUCAUCAUCGGCUUCGUGAAGAUCGGCCAAGGUGGAACAGAAAAUCUUCUUCCAGAAAAUUCCUUCAAGGGGUCCACAUAUGAGUUUGGCAGCUUGGGUCUGGCUCUCUACAGUGGCCUGUUUGCUUACGGCGGCUGGAACUACUUGAAUUUUGUCACAGAGGAGAUGAUCGAGCCUUACAAAAACCUUCCCCGCGCCAUCAUCAUCUCUCUGCCCAUCGUCACGGCGGUGUACGUUCUCACCAACCUGGCGUAUUUCACCACCCUCUCGACUGAGCAGAUGCUCAACUCAGAGGCCGUGGCUGUGGAUUUUGGUAACUACCACCUCGGUCCAAUGGCGUGGAUCAUCCCCGUGUUUGUAGGUCUGUCCUGCUUUGGAUCUGUCAAUGGUUCUCUGUUCACAUCAUCCAGGUUAUUUUUCGUGGGUUCCCGGGAGGGUCACCUGCCCAGUCUGCUGUCAAUGAUCCACCCCACCCUGCUGACUCCACUGCCCUCACUUAUAUUCACUUGCUUGAUGACGCUGCUCUACGCCUUCUCCAAAGACAUCUUCUCGGUCAUAAACUUCUUCAGCUUCUUCAACUGGCUCUGCAUCGCCAUGGCGAUCGUUGGGAUGAUGUGGCUCCGUUAUAAGAAGCCAGAGCUGGAGCGACCGAUCAAGGUGAAUAUCCUGCUGCCGGUGAGUUUCGUCCUCGCCUGCCUCUUCCUCAUCAUCGUCUCCUUCUGGAAGACUCCAAAGGAGUGUGCGAUCGGCUUCGGCAUCAUCGCUACCGGGAUUCCUGUCUACUUAAUCGGCGUGUGGUGGAAGAGCAAACCCAAGUGGUUGGUGAAUGGAAUCUUCUCGACCACGGCCUUUUGCCAGAAGAUGAUGGAGGUGGUCCCUCAGCAGUCCUAAAAGGCCCUUCACUACAGCCAGCAGCCAAUCAGGUUGCAUCAACAGUGACCUCUGGGCUCUGACAUCACAGCUGAUGAGCCUGACCUCUGUUGACCCCUCUCACCCCAAUCUCUCUCAAUUACACACACACACACACACACACACACACACCCUGUCUGCAGGGUGCUGAUAAGGACCUGAUGAAGACAGAAACGUGCAGGCGUCUGAGGCCGUCAUCUUAGCGGUCUUUAACUUUUUCCUUUUUUUUGGUUCUCUUAUGUUGCUGACAUUUUUGGGUUGUCAUUGAGUAUGGACUAUUUUUAGUCAUUAACUAUCCUUUGUAGACUGUUAUGCGUUGUUUUUUUUAUGAUGCAUUUCAAUGAAUUGUUUUUAUUUUUCUGUUUUUUGUGAAUAACUCCAUGUAAAAUAUCCUCCCUCGUGAGACACCUGUUGUAUUUAGCAUGUUGUGCCUUAUGUGGCAAAUGAAGGUGAAACUGUCAGCUGUGGCAGAAGUUGCCGGCUGUGUCUGAGAGGCGGCUGUCGGCCUCCGCAGAGUCGACACUGACCUACAAACAGCUGUAAACAGCUCUCUCAAGCCUAAAACCUUUGCAACAAGCAAGUUUUUUUUUAUCCUGCAAACAUCCACUUUUAAUCUCCUGGAGCCAACUUUUGCGUCUAAAAAGUAGAGGUUGGAGUUGUUGCUGUUUGUCAGAUAUUCAUGAAGCUUUGCAUUGGAAACUUUUGGUCCUGCAGUCAUUACAAUUCUUCAGCACUUUCAGUUAAAAGUCUUGUGUUGUCUGUUGUUGCCCGUUGGUCGGCGGCGUGACGUGUCGGUCACUAACUCCAGUGACCCCUCAGUGUCUGUCUGCUGAGUUUCAGCCCUGCUCUCUGCUGUUUUUGUGACCCGAUGUGGUUUUAAAGUCGUCUAUGCUGCUGUAGGAAGUGAGUGAUUGGAGAUCUUGGUGUGUUUGAGAUGGGUUUUUUUUUUACAGUAAUAAGGCUCAUUUUUCUGGAAUCCCUCAGAGAAAGGAGAAAGUUUAAAAUUUUCUCCUCAGUCCUCGUUCAAAGUCUACUUGCGUUACAUAUUUAUGUCUAAAGCAGACCAGCCGUAGAGGUAAACACGAGCACGCUGUGUGCAGUCUACUGAUCUCACCUCACAGGAUUUCUGGGUAUUGCAGAUUGACAGAGGUGUGUACACCAAUGUCGGAAAUCACUGGAAAGUGGGUCCAAAGUCAGAGUGUGUGGUAUUUUCCUGCUGUUAAUUAUUUUUUAGGUCAGUGACCUCAUUUUCGCUUUGGGGAUCAAUAUCUCAGCGCACUGGACCCGGCUCGCAGAGCGCCGUUAAAAUGUCAUCACACUGAGAUGAUGUUUCAGAUGUUGUGUUAAAGCCAGGUAACAAUACACACAGUGUCGGGUUAGAGCAGAGUGAACGACGGAAACCUGACACCCUUUUUAGUGUUAUGGGUGUCUGUGUCGUGUGUGCGUAUGUGAUGGAGAAUUUGUGUGUGUGUGUGUGUGUGUGUGUGUGUAGGUGGGAGGGGGAUUUCUAAGUUGCGAGCUCAGUCAGUUUCUCAUGUGUUUUUGGACACAGACAAAUUAAUCUUCUGGACAAAAAGGCACUGGUGACAUUUAAACGUUUCACUGUUAAUCACUCAAAUCCUCUGUUAUGUUCUGUCACAGUUUGAUAUAUCAUUGUGUGUGCGCGUGUGUGUGUGUGUGCGUGUGUGUGUGUGUGUGUGUGUGUGUGUGUGUGUGUGUCGGGGGUCCUUAAAGUGGGUAGAGGUAGGCGGGGUGAAAGGUUAAAGAGGAUUACAUUAAAGCAGAUAGACAACCAUAUGCUUCAGUCUAUGGAGAGAUGCAAACAGGAAAGAGAAGAGUUUGUUUGUUUGUUUGUUUUGUUUUUUGGGAGUUGUUGAAGAAGGAGCACAUUUUCAGAUCACAGUAUGAACUGCUAGUUUUUAAUUUCUCCUCGUCAUGUUUUGUUUUUACUUUUUUUCCACACACAGCAGCAGUUACAAAGAAAAGUUAGUGCUGUAUUAUUAACGUCGACCCUCCUCCUGGCAACGGACCAAAAGUAGACAUUACCGCGGCAUCUCUGUUUCCGUAGAAACAGCGUGACGGCCGCAGAGGCGGCUGAGCCGGUGGAUGCAGGACGGGUUAAUGUGUAUGUUUUAGAGGUAGAGCCUUUUCUAACACUCCAGCCAUCGCAAAGCCGAUGGGGAAACUAACCUGAAUAGGACUGUAGGACGUUUAUUUAUUUAUUUUUAGGAAAGUUGUUGUUGUUUAUUGUUAUUAGUCCCUCUAAUUUGUUUACAGGGCAUUUUGUGGAAAGUGCUUUACAAAUAAAUCUUGAGUUUUUUUUUCCA
Plectropomus leopardus (leopard coralgrouper) is the source of this 4194-nucleotide messenger RNA. RefSeq names its product solute carrier family 7 member 5 (gene slc7a5). Gene Ontology annotation, molecular function: neutral L-amino acid transmembrane transporter activity; L-amino acid transmembrane transporter activity. Gene Ontology annotation, biological process: amino acid transmembrane transport; neutral amino acid transport. Gene Ontology annotation, cellular component: membrane. The record is from RefSeq and is a predicted model, not a curated record. NCBI's taxonomy places the organism in Eukaryota, Metazoa, Chordata, Actinopteri, Perciformes, Serranidae.